AUGAAGUCUGUUCUGUUUCUUGCCUUACCGUGUGCACACGCAUUGAGCUCACUAUUUGUCGAUACCUCUUCGGGACUAGUUCAAGGCACCAUCGAUGCUAUCACCCCAAAUGUCGUACAAUUUCUAGGAGUCCCGUACGCGGAACCGCCAGUUGGUGCAAGACGCUGGCUACCCUCGCUGCCACGAGUUCGAGAAGGCGGAAAGGUACUCAAUGCCACGCACUUCGGCCCUUCAUGCCCACAGUACUAUACCAACAAGUCAACAACAUGGCUCACCGAUGCCUCGGAAUUCAACAUCGAACCCCGGGAAUACCAAUCAGAAGACUGUUUGUCGGUCAAUAUCUGGGUGCCAUGGCUGCGUGAGACGGCUCCUGAACGCUCACCAAAACUGCCAGUGAUUGUUUGGAUUCAUGGUGGAUCUUUCCAAACUGGAGGAGCAUCAGCACCAUACCACAACCCAAGCCGGUGGGUCGAAAGGAGCAGAGAGCACAUUGUAGUCGCUAUUAACUAUCGACUGAACAUAUUUGGGUGGCCAAAUGCAAAGGGUCUACGGUCUAAUGAGCUGAACUUAGGCUACCUAGAUCAGAGACUCGCUCUGGAGUGGGUACAGGGCAACAUUCAUGCGUUUGGGGGCGACUCCAACAGGAUCACUCUCUGGGGUCAAUCUGCAGGUGCAGUAUCCGUCGACAGUUACAAUUUCGCCUAUCCUCAUGAUCCCAUUAUCUCUGGACUUAUCCUGAGCUCCGGCACAGCCCAGUCAGUGGUGCAAUUUGGGUCCCCAAAUUUCACGGCUGUUGCGGAGAACUUUAAUUGCGGGGACCAAAACGCUACUGCCGAGCUUAAAUGUAUGCAAGAUGUGCCAUUCCCAGACAUCAUCGCCUUUCUCAGGCAACGUCUCCACAACGGGACUAUUCCGAGUUUUUCGUUCACGCCGGUCGUUGACAAUCGCACGUCCUGGGCCAAUCAUACGACUCGAGUAUUGUCUGGGAAUUUCAUUCGCAAGCCUGCCAUCAUCGGUACAACAGUGAAUGAGUGGGGUCCGUUCCUUCCCUACAAUCAGACAUUUGGACCCAAUCAGACACUGGCAGAUGAAGGCACCUUGAGAGUGUUCCUGUGUCCUUCGGUUCUCACCACACACGAACGAUUCGCGGGCGGUAAUCAGACAACAUUCAGAUACCUGUAUGGAGGCAAUUUCUCCAACAUCGCACCAAGAUGGUGGCAGGGUGCAUAUCAUUCGGCCGACUUGCCUUUGGUUUUCGGAACCCAUGAUAUUGCAAGAGGUGACUCGACGCCUCUCGAAAUAGCAGUCAGCCAGCAGAUGCAGGACUACUGGUUAGCAUUCGCAAAGGAUCCCGAGAAUGGAUUACCAGAAAGAGGAUGGCGGGGCUAUAGUGGAAAGUCAGAUGGUACGAGUGCACUUUUUGGAUGGGAUGAUGAAGCCAUUCAGCCUCUAGCAGACAGUGAUUUGGAGUCGGCCUGCGAUGAAGGGAUUCCUAAUGGGAAGCCAAAGCCUCCGAAAGCUUGA
This is a messenger RNA of Didymella exigua CBS 183.55, 1524 nucleotides long. RefSeq names its product para-nitrobenzyl esterase. NCBI's taxonomy places the organism in Eukaryota, Fungi, Ascomycota, Dothideomycetes, Pleosporales, Didymellaceae. The record is from RefSeq and is a predicted model, not a curated record. Bases 1 to 1524 code for a protein of 507 amino acids. The transcript has 2 exons.